This is a messenger RNA of Sphenostylis stenocarpa, 1059 nucleotides long. The record is from the annotation of a GenBank genome assembly. NCBI's taxonomy places the organism in Eukaryota, Viridiplantae, Streptophyta, Magnoliopsida, Fabales, Fabaceae.
AUGGAGGUGUUCGACCCAUCUUUCAUCCAAGACCCCGAACACAGACCAAACGUUUGUACAAUCCAAGCUGAAGAAAUUCCUGUGAUAGAUCUCUCCCCAAUAACCAACCACACAGCUUCAGAUUCAUAUGCCCUUCAAGAUUUAGUAAAGGAGAUAGGGAGUGCAUGCAAGGAGUGGGGUUUCUUCCAAGUAAAAAACCAUGGGGUGCCAUUCCCUCUGAGACAAAACAUUGAGAAAGUCUCAAAAAUGUUCUUUGCGCAGACUUUGGAGGAGAAGAGAAAGGUUAGCAAAGAUGAGGACUCGCCCACUGGUUAUCAUGACACAGAGCACACCAAGAACAUUAGGGACUGGAAAGAAGUGUUUGAUUUUCUAGCCAAAGACCCCACUUUGGUUCCUCUCACUUCUGAUGAACACGAUGAUCGACUUACUCAAUGGACUAAUCCAUCACCUCAAUACCCUCCACACUUCAAGGAUAUAAUCGAAGAGUACGUUGAAGAGAUGGAAAAGCUGUCCUUUAAGUUGAUGGAGCUUAUAGCUUUGAGUUUAGGCCUUGAAGCAAAAAAGUUUGAAGAAUUUUUCAUGAAAGAUGAAACUAGCUCUAUUAGACUGAACCACUAUCCUCCAUGCCCUUAUCCUCACCUUGCUCUUGGCGUGGGUAGACACAAGGACCCCGGUGCCUUGACCAUUCUUGCACAAGAUGAGGUUGGAGGACUUGAAGUCAAACGUAGAGCAGAUGAAGAGUGGAUAACUGUUAAACCCAUUCCAGAUGCUUAUAUUAUCAACAUUGGUGAUGUUGUUCAGGUUUGGAGCAAUGAUGCAUAUGAGAGUGUGGAACACAGAGUGGUGGUCAACUCUAAGAGAGAAAGAUUUUCCAUUCCAUUCUUCUUCUUCCCUGCGCAUGACACUGAGGUCAAACCUUUGGAGGAGCUGAUAAAUGACCAAAACCCUUCCAAAUAUAUGCCAUACAAAUGGGGCAAGUUUAUUGUCCACAGAGGGAACACCAAUUUCAAGAAGCGAAAUGAGGAGAACAUUCAAAUUUAUCAUUACAAGAUAGCGUAA